Molecule: messenger RNA, 6535 nt
Organism: Xenopus tropicalis (tropical clawed frog)
Lineage: Eukaryota; Metazoa; Chordata; Amphibia; Anura; Pipidae
Gene: epb41l3
Product: erythrocyte membrane protein band 4.1-like 3
Exons: 27
Coding region: 1108-5331 (1407 amino acids)
Biological process (GO): cortical actin cytoskeleton organization
Cellular component (GO): cytoskeleton
Molecular function (GO): actin binding; cytoskeletal protein binding; structural molecule activity
Source: RefSeq, a predicted model, not a curated record
ACUGGGAACUGGGGUGGAAGUCCACUUUGGCCAUGUGCCCACUGCCCAGUGAUACUGGUCUACCUGCGUGUCCUGUACAGUGCCACUGCCUAACUGUAUGCCUGCCUGCUGUCUGGCGGAACAACAAAUUGCAAAUGGAUUUUGAGCAAUGAGUAGUAGUACAACAAUGUGCCUGUCCCUGACACUCUUUCCCUUUAGCACUGAGAAUGGGUUUUGUGCCGGCUGGUAAGAGGCGCUUAGGGGCUUGCCAUCCUGACUCAAUGAGGAUUGCUGCUGCUGCUCCCGCUUCCAAACCUGAAGAGGCAGAGAGAAUGUUCGGGAGGUGAGGCGGGUCCCAUGACAUCAGUGGGCGGGGACAUAAGCAAUUCUAUUCCUGAUUGAGCAGCUGGGCUGGCAACAAACCACAGGGAGUGUAUAAGGCUGCUCUCUCCUCUGAACGUGAUUGCUGACAGAAAGGCAGGCACUGGCAGCCUGUGAUACAGCACAAGGAGAGGCACUGCAGGCAGUACAAUCACAAUGACAGGCAGAUGAAUAGCUGACUUACCAGAGAGGGAAUUAGCACACACUACUUAAAUGUCUCUACUAUUCAAUGAAAAGUGUAAAUUUGCCCUCAGUCCCUAACUUCUGCAUCUUCCCAGCCGUCCCCAUUCCCCAUCAAUCAAUGUAGUUCCCCUCAGUGAGCGACCUGAUUUCUGUACCGCCCCUCCUCCUCCUCUGGUUCUUAUUACUGUCUGUUCCGCCUCUUCCAUUCACGCUGCUGAGGCAUCCGAUGCUCUGCAAUAGCUGGCAGUAUAGCAGGGUCCCGCGGGUUUCGGGUCAGCCCGCACAUCACUACUUCCCUGCUAGUCCACAUUGUUGGUUGUGGUUGGCGGUCUCCUUGGUAUAUGGGCGUGGCUCUGUUUCUCUGCUUUCCUAUUGGCUGAUGUUCUAGAGGAUGCGUAUAGUGCAAGAGGGGCAGUAAUUGACGCUGCUAGUGCUGCGGGACCGCUGUGCGCUGGGCCGGGGAGCUCCUGCUGUGCAGCCCCAUUGGAAGGCAGCGCUGUUCUCCGGAGUCAGCUGAACCCAUUGAGUACCGGCCGGCUGCAAGAGCCCCAAGACAAACAAACCAUGACAUCAGAAACGGGUUCCGAGUCAGAUUCAAAGAAGGAUCAGGAAAAAGAGCAACAAGACCCAGCCCAUCAGAAGGGGAUUUCUGGAACACAACAGGCACAGCAAGCCGGUGAAGAUCACCAAAACGUUGGGGAAAACUUUCCAGCUGCGGCUGCUCACAGCACUCCACUGAAAGCCGAGAAGAACCCAGACAAGGACUGGGAUAAAGAGGCUGCAACAAAACCGCUAGAGUAUCAGCAACUUGAAGACGACAAAGUUUCUCAAAAAUCAGGAUCCAGCAAACUUUCCAAGUCACCUCUGAAAUCUGCAAGGAGGCCGAAAAACAUGCAGGCUAAAGUCAUGCUUCUUGAUGGGUCAGAGUACUCCUGUGAGGUGGAGAAACGCUCCAAAGGCCAAAUCCUCUUUGAAAAAGUGUGCGAGCAUCUAAACCUUUUAGAAAAGGACUACUUUGGGCUUGUGUACAGAGACUCUGAAAAUCAAAAGAAUUGGUUGGAUCCUGCUAAGGAGAUCAAGAAACAGACAAGAAAUGGCGCUUGGCACUUUUCCUUUAAUGUGAAAUUCUACCCACCUGAUCCCUCACAGUUAUCUGAAGACAUAACCAGGUAUUACCUCUGCUUGCAGUUGCGGGAUGACAUUGUAUGUGGUCGACUGCCAUGUUCCUUUGUGACCCUUGCUCUGCUGGGUUCAUACAGUGUCCAGUCAGAACUCGGAGACUAUGACCCAGAGGAGUAUGGGAGUGACUAUGUCACAGAGUUUCGCUUUGCACCAAACCAGACAAAAGAACUGGAAGAUAAGGUAGUUGAGCUGCACAAAAGUUACAGGGGAAUGACACCCGCUGAAGCCGAAAUGCACUUCUUAGAAAAUGCCAAAAAAUUGUCAAUGUAUGGAGUAGAUCUACAUCAUGCUAAGGAUUCAGAAGGAGUUGAAAUUAUGCUUGGAGUCUGUGCUAGUGGCUUAUUAAUAUACCGGGACAGGCUACGAAUAAACAGAUUUGCUUGGCCAAAGGUUCUGAAAAUUUCAUAUAAAAGGAACAACUUUUACAUUAAGAUUCGCCCAGGCGAGUUUGAACAGUUUGAAAGCACUAUUGGAUUUAAACUCCCAAACCAUCGAGCUGCUAAACGUCUGUGGAAAGUUUGUGUUGAACAUCACACUUUUUUUAGACUGCUGAUGCCCGAGGCGCCUCCUAAGAAAUUCCUCACGUUAGGUUCCAAGUUCCGCUACAGUGGGAGGACUCAGGCACAGACAAGAAGAGCGAGUGCACUCAUUGACCGCCCCGCACCAUAUUUUGAACGCUCUUCUAGCAAGAGAUAUACCAUGUCUAGAAGUUUAGAUGGAGCAUCAGUGAAUGAAAACCAUGACUUGUACAUGAAGGAUUCUGUGUCUGCCACAGAGGUGGGUACCGGCCCCUACAUCACAGCUAAAGGUAUCUCUCAAACCAACUUGAUAACUACAGUAACACCCGAAAAAAAGGCAGAAGAAGAGAGGGAUGAGGAGGAAGAGAAGAAGAAGAAAGUAGAGAUCAUCACAACAGUUACUACAAUUCGACAUGACACAAAGCCAUCUUGUUUUGAUACUGACUCAUUUCAUUCCCCCUCACACCCACAUUCAAGCCCAUCAGCAUCUUCAACUAAAUUGCGUAGGAGAUGUAAGGAGAAUGCUCGAAAAGCAGUAGGACGCGAGCUGAGCAAAGAUGUGAAUGAAAUGUCCCAUGAGCCCGAGCGGGACUCAGAUUGCAAAGGAACAUUAUACCCUGAGGAAGAUGAGCUUGCAAUAAGCUAUAAGCAACAAGCUGGCCGAGGCGGGACCCUGUUUUCCUUCUCCUUGCAUCUUCCAGAUUCAUUCCCAUCUCUUCUUGAUGAUGAUGGCUAUCUUUCCUUUCCUAACAUUUCUGAAACCAACUUUCUACCCGAAAGUUUGCAGCAUUACCUGCCCAUUCGGUCACCAUCUCUUGUUCCAUGCUUUCUUUUCAUCUUUUUUUUCCUACUUUCUGCCUCCUUCUCUGUUCCAUACGCCCUCACGCUUUCUUUUCCGUUGGCAAUGUGCCUCUGCUACCUGGAGCCCAAGGCGGUCUCCUUGAGUGCCGCACUUGACAAUGACCUGAGUGACAGUUCAGAUGAUGAGACUGACAGUGAACAGACGGAUACUGCUGCUGAUGGUGAAACCACUGCCACCGAGUCGGAUCAAGAGGAAGAUACUUAUGCAAAAACCCAGAAUAGUCUCAUUAAGCGAAUAAAGGGUGAAAAUGUAUAUGUCAAACAUAGUAAUCUUAUGUUAGAGGAAUUUGACCGAAAUCAAGAAGAACUUAUGAAACACCAAACUAAUAUAAGUGAGCUGAAAAGAACUUUCUUAGAAACAUCAACAGAUACUACAACUGGUGGCGAAUGGGAAAAACGUCUCUCUACAUCUCCAGUACGGCUUGUCAUGAGACACGAAGAGGCUCCUAUGAUUGAACCACUAGUGCCUGAGGAGACCAAAGAAGAGAGAGAAAAAAGAGAAAUUCAAAUGUCAUUAGAAAGAACAAGCUACUCAAUGUUAGAAUCACAGCCAGGGGACAUAGUGAAGAAACUGCGGGAGGCAAGAGCCACCAGCCCUGUGGCUACUUCUCAGCAAAUCAUUAUGCAGAAAACUAUCCCGACAUCCCCAGAGGGCACAGAGGAUUGGGUUAUUAUAGACAAAGUGCCUACUAAGGUAGUUGAUGGUGAAACAAAAACCAUUGUGACUUACAAAGUGACAACAGUGAGCAGUGACAUGCCAGCUGGAACGUUUAAAACCAGCCCACUGGGAGGUCAGAGCUUGGAUGCGCUGAAAAUGGAACUGAAGUCCAAAGAAGAGGAUAGCAAACUGAAAAUGUAUACAUUAGGAAGGUCUUAUGAUACCGUGUCUGGAAAAGUAGUAACUAUGACAAGUAAAGCAAAAGAAGGGGAUAAAGAAAAAACACCAUCUUCAUUUGAAAUAAUUCAAAAGCUGGAGAAGGAUAUAGCUGAAACUAUAAAAAUUGCUCCUGGUACAGGGGACUAUGAGAUCCUGGAGCCGAUUAGUGAUGACAAGGGAAGAAAAGUUCCAGAAGGGCCACCUGUAAAGAGAAGAAUGUCAGAAACACUGACACCCAUCAAAGAGUCAGACUCCCAGCUGGCUAGUCCAGUAGAAGAGACUCUGAAGAAAGUGCAAGAUAAAGAUACGGAGAAGAAUUUGAUUGAAAGUGUGAUUUUUGGGAAGGCUGAGCAGUUUCAAGAUUAUGAUGUUAUUAAAGCAGAUGUCCCGUCUUGGAAAGAUAAGAAGCUGUCCGAGUGGCGAUACACACGAGAUCAGCCAUUUACCAUUGCCACUGCUCAUUAUGUUACCGAGUCAUCUGCAUCCAAAGUGGUGACCAAACAAUCAUCUGGUGAAAAAACCUUGGAGGGUUCUGAUAUCUACAGUUUAUUAGAAUCUACAAGAAAGCCAUCUGAGUUCCUAGGAGAGGUUACAUCUACUUCACAAUCCUGGGCUCAGAAAACAGAGACUACCACGGAGUGGGAUUCCAGUAGCAAAGGGCAAGAGGACGCCGAACAGAAAGCUAAAGAGAAGGUUGUGCAGGGGAUGGUCAGUUUGGAGGAGAGUCUGGUGGGGAGUGUGCAUGCAAGCAGGGAUGCUGCUGAGCUUGCAGGCACAGUCAUUGCUUCUAGCUUAAAAGGGGAUGAGGGCUCUACACUGAAAAAGGAGCCUGAGGAAGAUCUGGCUGUUGAUGCUUCUGCUUGUUAUGCGCAAGAAGAGCAGCAUGGCUCAAAGGUUCAUGAAUUACUGGACGGCAAGCCUCAAGUAGAGUCCCCAGUUGUAAAAACAGAGAUCAUCACGUUUGGCACUAUUGCGGAUGGAGAGAAGCCAGAUAUUAGUACCAAGGAUGUGCCAGUGGUACACACAGAGACGAAAACAAUUACCUAUGAAUCUUCUGAGUUGGGCUCCCGUACAGACACAGAUCCUGGCAUGUUAAUGAGUGCUCAGACCAUUACAUCAGAGACUUUUGGAACUACAACAACUACCCACAUAACCAAAACUGUGAAAGGAGGCAUCUCAGAGACAAGAAUCGAAAAGCGGAUAGUGAUUACAGGUGAUGCCGAUAUCGACCAUGAUCAGGCGCUGGCUCAGGCAAUUAAAGAAGCCAAAGAGCAGCACCCUGACAUGUCAGUGACCAAAGUAGUGGUACAUAAAGAAACAGAAAUCACACCAGAAGAUGGGGAGGAAUGACCACAGGAAUAAAGCAGCUUGCAAACAAGCUUGACCAUUAUGAACAUGUGACUAUGCGCCGUGACCAACCUAACCCGGCUGACUGCUACCUUUGGAAAAAUUGCAGAAGGAUGUAGCUUGACCAUUUAUAAAGACAUUGGCAUAUCUUCCCAUUAAAAGCAAUGCAAUUCAGCAUAAGUAAAUCAGUACUGCAUGAAGCAACUAUAAAAGGCAGCAUUUUUAUUUUGUCUACGUUUCCAGUUAUAUAUAUGCACGUUCACACACCACAGUAAUAUAAACGGUGAACACUUAAUGUAACGCAUAAACAGUCCAUGCCGUCUUGAGUUCUAAGCAAAGUGAAAUGUAGGUGGCGAGCAUUUUGUUUACAGAAAACAAAAAUACCCUAAAAUGCUAGAAGCUGCGUAGGUACUGUGUAUACUGUUUCACCACACCUUAUACGUGCCAAUAACAGACUUUAUUCAGUACACAACUUGAAUAUUGUAUUUGUUUUAUCUGGUUUUAUUACAGUUACCCGAUAAAGUUAGAUCCCUAACCUUGUGAAUCCUAUUUAAAUGCUGAUAAAGAGUGCUUUGUAUAUCACAUUUAAUAACAUAUGGGUAGUAAUUAUUUUAGUAUUUUAACUUGAAAUUCAGAAAUCUUUUGGUCAGCGUUGCUGUCGAGCUUAAAACAAAUGACCUAUUGUUAGUUUUCACAAACGUGUAUGUUUGUGUGUCUUUCAUUGAAGGAACGCGUAUAUCUCUUCAGUUCAAAGACUUUUCUUUGGCAUUGUUCUGUACGUUAUUUUUGGUUCAUUUUGAUUUUUUUUUUUCUUUUUUUAUAAUUUCUCAAUGGCAAAUGUUCAUAUCAGAAUCUGCUCUACAUCUCUUAUCUAGCUGAAAGCCAAGCCUUAACCUGUACAGAUAUUGCACCAUUUUGUAGAUAGCGUUCCCAGAUCUGCAAAUAAUCCAUUUAUUAGGUACCUCUUCCAUUACAUUGUCAGUGGCAUCACUACAUAUGGUGAAUGUUUGUUUCAGCAUAGUGAAAAUAAAAGUGAUAAAUGCAUUAAAAUGUAUUGUACGUGUUGGGAAAACAAAAAAAAAAAAAAUCUGCUUUUCUAAUUUGCACCAGCCAGGGUGUUGAAUUACGGCAUAUCACAUAAUAAAAUAAAAUAUAUUGAAAAUCAAUUGCAAUUAUUUUGCAGCUAAUAAAAUUAAAAUGAAGGAUU